AUGAAGACUGUUGUAAGUUUACUUUUAAUAACAUACGCUACAACGAUAUCGGCUCGUGAGCAUCCGGAACUUUGCGGAGGAUUACACACUGGUGUAAAUCCGUGUAGAGAAUGUGAUCGUGCCAAUAUAGCCCUCUUUGGAGCUGAUUCACAAUAUAAGUCUCCAAGCUAUGGAUUUCCAUCAUUUAAUAAUGGCGCUUCUGGUAACAAACAAACAGUCUUGGCUCCAUCUCCAAUUUCUAGUUAUGGACAAGUGACCUAUAGUGGGUCAGGCUGCGGUGGUAUUGGACCAAUUGUUCAGGAAACAACUCAACAAAUCAUGAGCAAUAUCGGCACUGGAGGGGUGUUGUCAACAGAUUCUAAUGUUAAUGCUGUGCAAACGUUCCAACCAGUCAAUGAUAUUUGUUCUCAUCGUAAAGGACUUUUAAAAAAUAACUUCCUUCAUAAACAAAGAAAAUUGAUUGUUAGGCCUGCUCGACCAAGUAGAAUUACAUGCAAGAUUGAUAAGCCCAACUCAUCAACUUUUGGGUCAGGAAGUGGAGAAUAUAAUUCUAAUAUCUUUCAAAAUAAAAAAACUACAACCACAUUGAACAAUUUUAUGAAUAAAGCCACACAUAAAAAAAUCUUUAACGGUAAUUCAGUGAAAGAAAUGAAUAAAUUUCCUAUCUUCAAUGGCGGCAACACAGCACUUAGCAAUAUCAUAAAUAAAAUCAGCUCAAAUACCCUAAUAUCUUGUGGUAGUGUUUCAAACGCUAUUAGUCAAGGAAACAAUAUCUUCAGUACAAAUAAUUUAAAUACUGUAGCAACUAAUACUAAUACUAAUACUAAUACUAAUACUAAUACCAACAUUAAUUCUGCAAGCCACAACGUUUUUAGUGGACUGACGACGGUAUUAUGUGAUGGAAAAUCAAAUAAUAAAGAAAGCACUGUGAAUACUGGUUUAAAGGCUGAGCUAUUAAUCCCAGUCACAUAUACUAACAAUAAUCCUAAUGGUCAAAUAAAUAAUGGACAGCUCAACAAUUGCCAAUCAACUAAUAAUCAGCUAAUCAUCAGUGGUCAAUCAUCUAAUGGUCAAUUCACUAACGCUCAAUCAACUACUGGUCUAGUCAAUGGUCAAUCAACUACAAGUCAAAUAAAUAGUCAAUUUAAUAAUGGAGAAUCGCAAGAUAGUCAGUUAAAAACUUCAGCAAUAGUAAACUUUAUAGACCCUUCGAGUGGAAAUAUUCGUGCCAUGACACGAGAAGAAUUUUGUGACGAUAAAAAAUUAUCAUACGAAGAACAAGAAAAAAUGUACAAAGAUGAGAAGCCAACAGGACCUGUUGAUGCCGUCUCAUGGGAAUUAUAUCUAAAUAAUUUCAUGGCAUCAUUGAUAAAGACACAAACACCUCAACCAAUCAAACAAAUAUCUGAAGUAGGAUUAGCGUACAAUUACAAACAACCACCAGUAAAUGAAUAUAAAAAGCCAGAAAGAGAGAUCCCUGAAGAAUCCUUUCACAUUAGUAAAGGACAAACAAUUCAACUCAACAAUACCGCGCCAAAUGUUAAUUCGAAGAUACUUAUGGAUCAACUUAAAAGUAGCUUUAAAAAAUAUGAACCAUGUAAUAACAAAUUCAUUCAGCAUAGUCCAACUGAGCAAGUUGUCGCAGGUGGCCGAGUAAGUCCAGAUGAUGUGCCUUGUGGAACCAUUGGAACAGCUCUACCUGAUUAUCGACCCGGUACAAUAGAAGAAAGUCAAGUUAACAGCGAAUACAGUGAAGGAAAUUAUGAAGUACAGUCCUGUACCUAUCUUUAA
Molecule: messenger RNA, 1791 nt
Organism: Cotesia congregata
Lineage: Eukaryota; Metazoa; Arthropoda; Insecta; Hymenoptera; Braconidae
Source: the annotation of a GenBank genome assembly